AUGAAUUCUUCAUUAUCAAAAAACACAUCUAGUCGUAUUCAGUCAUAUAAACAUCGUGAUAAAGAUUCCGAUGAACUUCGACGUCGACGAAAUCAAUAUACUAUAUCAUUACGAAAAACUAAACGUGAUGAACAAAUACAAUUUAAACGUAAUCUAAUUGCUAAUGAUAGUAUGUCAGAUGAAACCGAUGAUGAUAAUGAUGAACAACGUCGUUGUUUAAAUCUUAAUGAAAUUCUACUAAAAUGUCAAAAUUCCGAUUUAUCCAUAUGUUAUCAAGGUAUACGUUCAGCACGAAAAUUUUUAUCUAUUGAACGUAAUCCACCAAUUGAUGAAUUAAUUAAUUUAAAUCUUUUACCAAUACUUGUACAAUGUUUAUCAUAUGAUCAAUAUCCUGACUUACAAUUUGAAGCUGCAUGGGCAUUAACAAAUAUAGCAUCAGGUAAUUCACAACAAACACAAGCUGUUGUUAAUGCAAAUGCAUUACCAUAUUUAUUACGUUUAUUACAUUCAACAUAUUCAAAUGUUAGUGAACAAGCUGUUUGGGCUAUAGGAAAUCUUAUUGGUGAUGGGUCAAGAUUACGUGAUUAUGCUAUUGAAUUAGGUGUUAUUCAACCAUUAAUUGAAUUUAUACAAAAAGAUAUUCCAAUAACAUUUCUUCGAAAUGUAACAUGGGUUAUUGUUAAUCUUUGUCGUCAUAAAGAUCCACCAUUAUCAUUAAAUGUUGUACAAGAAAUAUUACCUGCAUUAAAAUAUCUUUUAUCAUUUACUGAUGUUACUAUUCUUGUUGAUUGUACAUGGGCAUUAGCAUAUCUUCUUGAUUGUGGAAAUACUAUGAUUCAACUUGUUGUGGAAUCCGGUAUGAUAUCUGAUAUUAUUAGAUUAUUAAAUCAUAAUGAAAUAAAAAUUGUUACAGCUGCAUUGAGAGCUGUUGGAAAUGUAGUAACAGGUACUGAUGAACAAACACAAUAUGUACUUAAUCAUGGUGUUUUGAAUUAUUUUUCCAAAUUACUUAAACAUCAAAAAAAUAAACUUAAUAAAGAAGCUGUUUGGUUUUUAUCAAAUAUAACAGCUGGUAAUCAACAGCAAGUUCAAGCAGUAAUUAAUACUCAACUUAUACCAGAUGUUAUUCAUCAUUUACAACAUAGUGAUAUUCAAAUUCAAAAAGAAGCAGCUUGGUGUAUAUCAAAUUUAACAAUGAGUGGUUCUGUAGAACAAAUUCAAUAUGUUGUUGAUCAACAUGUUAUUCCACCUCUUUGUAAUUUAUUACAACAAAACGAUGCUCAAUUGUUACAAGUAUGUCUUGAUGCAUUACAUAAUAUUCUUAAACAAAUAUCUGAAGAAAAUCUUGAACAUGUUACCAAAGAAAUCGAAGAAUGUGGAGGUCUUGAUAAAAUUGAAAAUCUUCAAACAUAUUCAAAUAAUGAUAUUUAUCAACAAUCCUAUGAAAUUAUAGAAAAAUAUUUCUCACAUGAAAAUGAUGAUGAUGAUAUUUCAGCAAUGAGUCAAGUUCCACAUAAUGAUAUGUUUUCGUUUGGUAAUAACAGUACUAAUCAAACUGUACCUGAUAAUAAUUACAAACAAAAUAAUCUUCGUUUUCAGUUCUAA
Messenger RNA from Rotaria sp. Silwood2, 1605 nucleotides. NCBI's taxonomy places the organism in Eukaryota, Metazoa, Rotifera, Eurotatoria, Philodinida, Philodinidae. The record is from the annotation of a GenBank genome assembly.